AAAAAAAAAAAAGAAACCAAACUCAUCUCGUUUUUUUUUUCCGGCAAGUGCAAUGAGCGAAGGAAAUUUCCCAAUCCGAAGCAACAACUUAUGACUAAUCAGUUGGAUAAAGUAUAAAUAUAACAGAAUAUACUGGCCAGAAACUUUUCCUUGAGAUAGGAUAUAGACAAGAUGACUGUUAUUAGUGAAGAAGAGUUCCCCACCACCCAUAAUGAUUUCCGUAGUGAUACAUUUACGGUUCCAACCAAGAGUAUGAUUGAACAAAUCACCCACCAGCUCAGUAGUGGAGAAAUGGUGUUGGGAGAUGCGGUUUACCAGGAGGAUAGGGCCACCUAUGAGUUGGAGGAGUUUAUGACCGAGUUAACUGGGAAACAACUGGCUCUUUUCUGUUCCAGUGGUACGAUGUCGAAUCAAAUUGGGAUUAGAUCUAAUUUAUACCAACCACCAUAUUCAAUAAUGUGUGAUCAUAGAAGUCAUGUAUUCUUGCACGAAGCCGGAGGGUUGGCCAGUUUAUCGCAAGCCAUGGUGCAUCCCAUCAAGCCCCUGAACGGAGAUUAUUUAACCUUUGAAGAUAUUUUAGAGAAUUUUACUGAAGACGAAGGGGAUAUUCAUGCAGCACCCACCAAAGUGAUUAGUUUGGAGAACACAUUACACGGGAUCAUAAUACCUUUGGAAGAGAUCAAGAAGAUCAGCUAUUUCUGUAAUAAGAAUAAUGUUAAAUUACAUUUAGAUGGAGCCAGAAUUUGGAAUGCCCAUAUUGAAACCGGAAUUUCAAUUAAAGAAUACUGUUCGUAUUUCGAUAGUAUCAGUUUAUGUUUGAGUAAAUCCUUGGGGGCCCCAAUGGGGUCAAUUUUAGUUGGAACCAGCCAAUUCAUUGAAAAAGCUAAUCAUUUUAAAAAACAAUGCGGAGGGGGUAUCAGACAAGGUGGUAUCAUGUGUAAGAUGGCCGAAAUUGCCAUUAAAGAAAAUAUAUCGAAAUUGAAGAAAUCCCAUGAUUAUGCUAAACAAAUUGGUAAAUUUUGUUUAGACCAUGAUAUCAAAUUAGAGAGUCCCGUUGAUACCAGUUUUGUUUUCAUUGAUUUGAAAAAAAAUAAAAUGGAUCCUAGUUUAUUAGUCGAAAUUGGUAGCAAGUACAACGUUAAGUUGAUGGGUGGUAGAGUAGCAUGUCAUUUCCAAAUCAGUCAAGAAUCGGUUGAUAACUUAAAGUCGGCCAUCUUAGAAUGUUAUAAAGAAUCCUUGAUUCAUCCUUAUGAGAAAAACUACGGUAUUAAAUUGUAUAACUUCGAUACCAUCAAAAUCAGACAAAAACAACAUUAUUAAUGUAUCUUCACUAAUAGUAAUUCGUUACAUAUUGUCCGAUUCAACUCCGAUACAACCAUAACUACACAACAAAUAACACAACAAAUAACACAACAAAUAACACACAAAUAACACAACUAAUAAUAACCAAAUAACACAACAAAUAUAAAUAACUACAUAAUAACCAAAUAAAUAACUUCAC
Molecule: messenger RNA, 1501 nt
Organism: Hyphopichia burtonii NRRL Y-1933
Lineage: Eukaryota; Fungi; Ascomycota; Pichiomycetes; Serinales; Debaryomycetaceae
Gene: GLY1
Product: Gly1p
Exons: 1
Coding region: 172-1320 (382 amino acids)
Biological process (GO): glycine biosynthetic process; L-threonine catabolic process
Cellular component (GO): cytosol
Molecular function (GO): L-allo-threonine aldolase activity
Source: RefSeq, a predicted model, not a curated record